GUCAUUGUCGCAGUUUUCAUGACAUGAGUGAGCGAGGCUACGUUUGCAUUUGCGAUCGUACAAAAUAAAAAUAAUAUUGUCGAGUAGGUGCUACCUACAUAUUUCAGUGAUUUCCAAUUGAUAUUUAAUCUAAAAUGUCGAAUUACCCAGAUAUAGUUAGUAAAUUUGGUAAAGAAUCUUCCAGAGCAGCUUGCAAGAAGUGUGGGUACGCCGGUCAUUUAACUUUUCAGUGCCGAAACUUUAUCAAAGUAGAUCCCAAUAAGGAGAUAGUAUUAGAUGUGAGUAGUACAAGCAGCGACAGUGAGGAAGAGUAUGCCACACCACUACAAAGUUUACGAGAAGCAGAGCUUAAACAAAAGCUACAGGAGAAGCUGAGGAAAGUUAAAGAGAAGAAGAAGAGUAAAAAACGGAAGAGAUCCAGAUCUUCAAGCACCAGCAGUUCCUCUUCAUCAUCAACAUCAUCGGACAGCAGCGACUCGGAGCGUGAGAAGAGGAAAAAACAUAAAAAGAAGAAAUCAAAGUCAAAGAAGUCAAAGAAAUCUAAAGAACACAAGAAGAGUAGAAAAUGAUAGUUUAUAUAACUUAGCAUAAGUGUUAGGAUUAAAAAGGGUUUGAAGAUUUGUGGCAUACCUACUGCCGCCAUUUUGAUUUUUUUUCAAAAUCGCGGCCAGCCAUGAAACGUAUAUAAAUCGAUAGCUGACAUUAAUACCAACAAAAAAUAUUAAAACAAUGACCCUCGUAAAGUGUCAGGUUUCUGAGAUAAUAACUGUCAAAGUUGAUCACGUGACAUCCUGUUCUGAUGAAUCAAGAUGUUAAAAAAAAUAACUUUUAGAACAAAUAUGUAUGUUGCAUUGUAUCUGGAUAUAUUUUUCAACUUAAUAACAUAUUUUGUGACCAUCUAUGUGUGAGCGCAGUAUCGUCAUUUGAUUUAAUAUAACAUUAUAGGGUAAAUAAAAGUAAUAGGUACCUCUUAUAGGAAUAAUCAUAAAAUUAAAAAUUCUCUUUACAUUUAUAUUGUGGCAUAGUUUUAUGGUUACCUACUACAAUUUCUCUUUGCGAAAAUAGUUAUAUAAACCUGGAUUUCUUUUUACAUUGGCACAAAAGGGAAAAAAAUUAAAAGUACGGAACAGUAUUUUAAUUGCCCGAUAAACAUUUUAAGGCAUCAUGCUUUUAGUAUACACAAUUUAAAUACUUUUGAGACUACAAACACAAAAAUCACAUUCAUAACAUCAAUACAAAUACUAAAUAACGAAUAACUCGCACAGAGAGGCGUUUACUCCCGCAUAGAAAGAACACAGGUAGCAAACUGAGUGCAGCGGUCGGGGGUAUAAAGGUCCGUCUCGCUUGCACAUUAGAAUAAUACAAUAUAUAAUCUUUUUUCUUGUUAUAUAUAACACCUAAAACAAUACCUAAUGAACAGUACGUCACCAUUUACUUUUUUGUCGUAGUAUGAAAUAUUCUUAUUAAGUACAUAGUAGCCGCAACAUGUAGAAAUAUCAUGAGGCAUAGUUAUCUAUGUUUUAUUAUUAAUAUUAUCUAUACAUAUUAGAAUAUUUUGUGUAUGUUUACACAUUGUUAUACCAAAUAGAUGGGAUUAUAGUCGCUAUUAAAAAAAAAUCACGUGAUCAAUUUUGACGGUUAUUUUCUCAGAAACCUGACACUUUAUGAAGGUCAUUGAAUUAAUAUUUUUUGUUGGCAUUAAUGUCAGCUAUCGAUUUAGAAAAGUUUCAUGGCUGGCCGCGAUUUUGAAAAAAAAUCAAAAUGGCGGCAGUAGGUAUGCCACGCUCCAUAGUAAAAUCUUCAAACCCCUUUUGUAAUUUGCAAGAAUAUAAACUUCAACAAAUUUUAAACCUUUACAUUUCAUUAUUAAUUACUUAAAAUAUUUAUUCAACAAAAUAAAAAAGGUGUGUGUAUGUUUAAUAUCUGUUUUAAGUAAUUAAUAUGAACAUGAGUUUAUGACCUCUAGUGUUCUUGGGAAUACAAUAUUGGUUGGGGCUCGUGGAGCAUCAGGCAUACAGGAAGCCUGUCUUCUGUAGCACGAGUUGAUGGUCUAUUAAAAAUGAUCCCAAAGAGAGCUCAUACUAUACUACAUUAUAUUAAAUGCAAAAACAUAUUUUUCAUCUCAGUUUUAAUCAAAGAAACAUUUUUUUUAAAUUAGAUUUUAAUGCAAUCAAUAAAAUUAUGCAAAUGUGAUGAAAUAAUUAUACUGUUUAAUAUAGACAUAGUAACUUAUAAUAGGUAGUAUAUUAAUUACAGCUGAGUUUUAUUAACCAUACUAAUUACUGGUCUGAUUAUAAAUUAUGUGUACAUGUUAAAAUUAUAAAAAACAAUACAAACAUUACGGCUAUAGCCUGUUCAAAUUUCCACGAGACCAAGUUUUAGAACCUAUCAGUUUCUGGCUUGCUAAAUCUAGUAUUUUGGUAUUGAGCAAACCAAAAUGUGUACUUAAAUGUAUGAUCAUCUAAUCCUAUACAUUAUAAUAAUCAUGGAAGACAAAAUGGGAAACAUUUGCCUAAUAGUGGGAUAUAAUUUUUAUUUUUGUUGCUGUACUAAAGUGGAUGAAAUGAAAAUGAAACCAAUACA
Plodia interpunctella (Indianmeal moth) is the source of this 2583-nucleotide messenger RNA. Its product is annotated as protein SREK1IP1-like. The transcript has 3 exons. The record is from RefSeq and is a predicted model, not a curated record. Bases 135 to 569 code for a protein of 144 amino acids. Gene Ontology annotation, molecular function: nucleic acid binding; zinc ion binding. Lineage: Eukaryota; Metazoa; Arthropoda; Insecta; Lepidoptera; Pyralidae.